AGUUGGCCAGCCUGGCUCAAGCAUUCACCGUGUUUGGCGGCUUUUGGAGAGGGCUUGCAAGGUGAGCCAUGGAUGAACCCUUGCUCUCAGACUGUGUGGCCAGGGCCGAGACCGGAUGGCUUCAGCUGCACGAGUCAUGGGGGCGUGCGUUGAAGCGCCUCUUCACAAGCGCAGCUUUGCUGGAUGCGCUGAACCUGCCGAAGGAUGUGCCCGACACCUCAGACACCUCCUCUGAAUUCAGCCUGGUCAGCGAGCCGGUCAGCGAGCCAGAUGUUCCCGGGCUGCUGGAAAAGAUCUUGGGGCAUGCGGCGCAAGGAUUCAGCGACACACGGGUCCUUGAAGCCAAGCCGGGAUUCCUCGAAACGUGAUGAAGAUGCCAACGCAGCUCAUCUCCACGCACAGCUGUGUGGUCCUGGGUCCCGCAGGGACCGGCAAGACCACGCUGGUGAACCACUUGGCAGGGGCCAGGUUUCAUGCUGGCCCGCAGGCAGAUGACAAAACACUGGAAGCUCAGAGCUGUGCGCUGCGACUCCCGAAAAAUUCGAAGGUGAGUUUUGUGCUGAUUGACACCCCUGGUUGGAGCCAUGAGACCAGCACGGAUAUCAAGGAGGAGUACAAGAAGGUGCUGAAGGAAAAGCAACUCGUGUCGGAACACACGCCUCACAUCAUCCUGUUCUGUGUCUCGGUGUCCAAUAUCCGACAAUUUCAAGACAGGGAAGCGGCCAGGAUGAGUGACAGGCUUCAUGAGCUUAAGUUCGACCAGCGCUUUCCCAUCAAAGUCGUACCCGUGGCAACUUUCGGAGACACACAGCAGCCAGCAAAGAUAGAUGAGCUCAAGAGCACGGUGAAAGCUCUUGCAACCAAAGCCUUCAAAGACACAGGUGCACAAGUGGAAGAGCCAGCGUGCACUAUGUUUCCGCCACAUGGGCAGGCUAAAGGAGUGGAGGAACUGAAAGAUCAGCUCAGCGGCGUUUUGGAUGAGCAGAUUCGAUCCCCUGAGUUUCAGAGCCUUUGGCAAUUGGCUUUUGCAACCAGUGUGGAAGCCGCCACCAGGGAGCACUGUGAGUCGCAUCCGGACAACGACUCAGCACUGCGCCUGUUCAAGAGCGCCUUCUGCACAGUGGCGGCCGCCUGUGGGAAAGAAGUCGACGUGGGUAGCUUCAACGAGAUGACCGCCGAGUUUGAAGAACCCCCAUGGUGGGUCAUUCGAGAGAUUCCGACGGAGAAGUUGACCUGGCGACUUGUCCGGUCCUUCAAUCCUGCCAUGUUGUUGGGACUUACCACCUUUGCCUGGCUUUGCAACUGGACCAAGCUCUGCGUGGCUUUCGUGGCUUUGGCGGCAGUCUGUUUCAUGGUUGUGCUUUUCUGGAGGCCCAGAUAUGGUUGUCACAUGUGCACAACAUGGUUGCAGAGCCUCAAGCGCCAGCAGUCACAGCUGCAGACAGGUUUGCGCAGGAUGCAACGAUUGCGAGCGCGACAUUUGGCCAUCAUGCUCCUUUUCGUUGCUUUGAUCCUUGUGUGGGCAGAGCUCAACCAUGAAGUGGCCACUACCCUGAUGUUGCGGGGGCAGCUGGAUCAAGCGAAGCAUGAGCUGAAGACCACGCAAGGGAAGCUGCAUCACGUGAAGCAUGAGCUGAAUACCGCGAAGCAUGAGCUGAAUACCGCGAAGCAUGAGCUGAAUACCACGCAAGGGAAGCUGGAUCACAAGAAGCAAGAGCUGAAUACCACGCAAGGGAACCUGAACGACAUGAACGAGAAGUACAAGAAGUACAUGUGCGCUUGGAAAAAGCGAGAAUUGCGGGGGCAGUGCCAGGGCUUGAAGAGCAUGGACCUUGUGCACACAGCAGAGACCUGCGAAGAAGUGUGUUGCCAGGCAGGCAAGGACUCCUGCAGCACUUGGCAAUACUCCGCUGACGAAGGCUGCUGGGUGGGAAAACCCAGUAGUUGCGAUGGCACUACCGAUGGCAGUUGGCUUGGGCGGGAUCGGAAGUAGGCGGUUCGCGCUGGGUUGACAAUUACGAAUUAGCACACCUCAGGCGCACGUGCAGCUUGAUGUCGAUUUGCAGCUCAAUUUGAAACAGUCAGAUCUGAAUCGGUGCAUGAGCUUUCAGCUUUGAUCAUGUCGGACGCCUUGCACUGCCCCUUUAAGGCGCCUUGCAGCCAAGAACUUUCUUUGCUCCCACAUUGCGGGCAAGGUGAAGGAAGCUGCGAUGACCAGCGGUUAGUACCCGCGACUUGGGCCGACAUGGGCACACUCCCAAGAGCGGAGUGAC
Molecule: messenger RNA, 2273 nt
Organism: Effrenium voratum
Lineage: Eukaryota; Dinophyceae; Suessiales; Symbiodiniaceae
Source: the annotation of a GenBank genome assembly